Hypanus sabinus (Atlantic stingray) is the source of this 11980-nucleotide messenger RNA. It is a transcript of the gene dysf, whose product is annotated as dysferlin, limb girdle muscular dystrophy 2B (autosomal recessive). NCBI's taxonomy places the organism in Eukaryota, Metazoa, Chordata, Chondrichthyes, Myliobatiformes, Dasyatidae. The transcript has 57 exons. The record is from RefSeq and is a predicted model, not a curated record. Gene Ontology annotation, cellular component: membrane. Gene Ontology annotation, biological process: membrane fusion; plasma membrane organization. Bases 1634 to 7936 code for a protein of 2100 amino acids.
AAUCAGUUUUAUCAUCACUCACAUAUGUCCUGAAAUUUGUUGUUUUUGUGGCAGCAGUACAGUGUAAUACGCUAAAUUACUACAGUAAUGUGCAAAUAUCUUAGGCACCCUAGCUAAAUCUACAUGCUUUUGCACAGUACUGUAUUGCAGUGAUGACAUACACCAGAUAUUCUGCAGAUGCAGGGAACCUUGAGCAACACACACAAAAUGCUGGAGGAACUUAGUCAAUCAGGAGAUGCCGAGCAGGUAGGGACUAUAUUCAUCAAGUGUAGGAUAGGGGGUAAUCUUAUAGAAGUGUAUAAAAUUGAAGGGCAAAGCUAGAGUGAAGGUUACAGUCUUUACCCAGGGUUGGGGAAUCGAGAACUAGAGAUGAUAGAUUUAAGGUGAGGGGAAAGAUUUGAAAGACACUUGAAGGCACCUUUUUUUUUACCCAAAGGGUGGUAUCUAGGUGAAAGGAGCUGCCUGAGGAGGUGGUUGAGGCAUUUAGACGGCAUUUGGAUAGGUACAUGGACAGGAAAAAGUUUAGGGGGUUAUGAGCCAAAGCUGGGCUCAGAUGAGUAUCUUGCUGCACAUGCACCAGUUGGGCAGUAGGGCCAGUUUCUAUGCUGUAUCAUUCCAAGACAGGGGCUUCCCAACAUUUUAGUAUGCCAUGGACCAAUAAGAUUAAACAAGAGGUCCUUGGACCCCAGGUUGGGAACCACUGCUCUAAGAAGACCUGAAAACAUUUACUCUUUUCCAUAGAUGCCGCCUGACGUGCUGAGUUCCUCCAGCAUUUUGUGUGUGUGUGGCUCUGGAUUCCCAGCAUCGGCGGAAUCUCUUGUGUUUUUGGUCAUAACCCUACUGCGUAGCUUUCCCCCGCUCUUCUACAGCCCUACAAUGGUUGGUUCCGAAGUCACAGAAGGCGCUAUAUAAACGCACUCUCUGGACAGCUGAGAAGACGAGUCAGAGAUUCCGCAGAGCUGAUCAAUAGAAACGGGAGCCAGUCCAUAAUCAGCUUCACAUGGGCCGUGACUGACCGCAUUGGCGCACUCUCGCUCUGUAGCAGAAGUCAAGGCGGCGCCUCGGUGCUGGUGGGAGGCGGGGGGAAACGGAGAGAGCGAGGAGAGCCAUAACGCUGAAGGCGAGGGUGGGUGGCAACCGUUUAAGGGAGAAAGAGAGAACGAGGUGGGUGGGGAGAGAGUGAGAGAGAAAGUCACAGAUAGAGAGAGGAGGACGGAAAAAGCCGGAGGGAGAGAGACCCAAGAGGAGGGGGACAGAGAAAACGGAGAGCGUAGGGAAAAAGUUGGGAGAUAGGCAGAUAGUGGGGAAAAUAAAGAAAGAGAGGCAGAGGGGAGAUAGUGAUAGCAAGAUAGAGAAUCAGAAAUUGAGCAAAGAGAGAGAGUGGGAGCAAUAAAAGGGAAUAGAAAGAGGAAGCGAAAAAGAGAACGAGGCAAGGAAGAAAUAGAAGGAAAGAGGUAGAGGGGAAAAGAGAGAGUGAUCGAGAGUGGAUAGAUAGAGAGGGAGGGGCGGAGGCAGGAGCUAGUUAAAGGGAGAGGGAGGGAGGGGUGGGGCAAGACCGACUCCGGGUCCAGGAGCGGAUGAGAGACAAUUACUGGACGCCUGACCCUCCCGGCUCGCCCCGGCCGCUCUCAGGAUGCUGCGGGUGUUCGUUCUGUGCGCCGAGCGGCUGCAGAUUAUCGAACAGGACAUCAGCGACGCGUACUGCGGGGUGACAUUUCAGGGUGUAAAGAAGAAGACCAAAGUCAUCAAGAACAACUUGAAUCCUGUGUGGAAUGAGGGCUUCGAAUGGGACUUGAAAGGAACUCCGCUGGAUUCAAGUUCUGAGAUCCACGUGGUGGUGAAAGACCAUGAAACCAUGGGCAGAAACAGGUUUCUGGGAGAAGUCCACACCACCCUCAACGAUGUGCUCAGCUCCCCACACUUGAUGGCCAACUACAAUCUGGCAUUGCUGGACACGAAGAAACAGAGCACUGGGGCCACCGUAGUUCUACAGGUUUCGUACAUCCCACCUCCGGGGGCUGUACCCUUAAUGCCCCCACCUGCUCAGCCUGAGUUGCCAGUGACAACGGGGUCUCCUGAUACAGACACUCUCACUGACACUGCUGGCGAGGGAGACGAGGAAACGGAAGAUCCUCUGGCCACGGGCGAUGAAGUCGAACCCUCACCUGGGACCCCGGGUGUUGAGCCUCCCAGCUUGCCAAAGAAACCGUCAACCAGUGUGGUCCACGGGGUGAAGAAAAGGAAACGGGCGAGCAAACAACUGCUCCCGAACAAGCCCCAGGAUAUCCAGGUUAGAGUACACGUGGCUGAAGGGCGCCAGAUCCCAGGCAUCAACAUCAGGCCUGUGGUUAAAGUGACGGCUGCCGGGCAGACAAAGACUACACGGAUCCGGAAAGGCAACAACCCAGUCUUCGAUGAGACUUUUUUCUUCAACUUCUACGACACUCCAUCUGAACUUUUUGAUGAGCCAAUAUUCAUCAUGGUCUACAACUCCCACACUCUGCGUACAGACUCUGUGAUCGGGGAGUUCAAGAUGGAUAUCGGGACGGUUUACUCUGAGCCGAAACACGCUUUUCUCAGGAAGUGGCUCCUUCUCUCCGACCCCGAUGACCUGGCUGCGGGUGCCAAAGGUUACUUGAAGGUCAACCUCAUCGUGCUUGCCACUGGUGAUGAAGCACCCCUGGAGAAGAAGGAUGCUUCUGAUGACAAAGAGGACAUCGAGGUGAACCUUCUCCGGCCCAAUGGAGUCUCACUGCGGAGUGCCUACUUCAUGCUGAAGGUUUACCGAGCAGAAGACCUCCCACAGAUGGAUGAUGCUGUAAUCGACAGUGUGAAACAGAUCUUUGGAUUUGAUAGCAACAGGAAAAACCUUGUCGACCCAUUUGUGGAAGUGAGCUUUGCCGGAAAAAUGAUCUGCAGUAAGAUCAUUGAGAAGAACGCUAACCCUCAGUGGAACCAGAGCCUCGUGCUACCAAUUAGGUUUCCUUCCAUGUGUGAGAAAAUGAGGAUUCGCCUCACAGACUGGGAUCGUCUCUCUCACAACGAUGUGAUUGGCACCACCUAUCUGUGUAUGUCAAAAAUCUCAGCCCCCGGUGGAGAGAUCGAAGAUGUUACCCCAGCGAAGGCUGAAUCCAUCCAUGGCUUUGAUGAUGGUCUGGGGUAUCUGCCCACCUUUGGGCCCUGCUUCGUGAACCUAUACGGCAGCCCACGAGAGUUCACGGGCUUCCCCGACCCCUAUUCAGACAUGAACCUUGGAAAGGGUGAGUCGAUGGCCUACCGAGGAAGGGUCCUGCUGGAAUUGAGCACCAAGUUGGUGGAACGAGCUGAACAGAAGAUCGAAGAAAUUCCCUCAGAGGAGCUUCUGAGGCUUGAGAAACACCUUCGCCGUCGCAAGUUCCACCUCUGUGCCGUCUUCUACUCUGCCACCAUGCUGCAGGAGGUGAGCGACGCCAUCCAGUUCGAGGUCAGCAUCGGUAACUAUGGCAACAAGUUUGACGCCACAUGCCUCCCCCUGGCCUCCACCACCCAGUACAGCCGGGCUGUGUUUGAUGGUUGCCAUUAUUACUUCCUGCCGUGGGGGAAUGUGAAGCCGGUGGUGGUGUUAUCGUCCUACUGGGAAGACAUCAGUCACAGGACCGAUGCCCUCAACACCUUGUUCUAUGCUGUACACAGACUGGAAUCCGGCCUGGAAAUGGCCCACCUCGCCAUCAAAGCCAAGAGCCCCGAGAGUGAAGUGGAGGCCAGAGUGAUGGAGAUGAUUGACAACGUAAUCACUGACUGCAGCCUGCCCUUGCCCGAAGUCUCAAAGGUCCCGUCUGCCACCUGCCUCGACGGUCACAUCCAUCGGUUCCGCUCUAGCAACCUGAGUCAGAUCCGACAGAUGGCCGAGACCCUGAAGCACCAGGAUCGGCUGGAGCUGCAGCCUGUCCUGGAGCAGGCAGAAGACUGGCUCGAGCGACUCAGGUCCAUGGCUGAAGAGCCGCAGAACAGCCUGCCUGACAUUAUCAUCUGGAUGCUCCAAGGUGACCGGCGAAUUGCCUAUCACCGCAUCCCGGCCCACGAGGUGCUGUACUCCAGGAGAAGCCCAGUCUGCCAUGGGAGGCACUGCGGUGCCCUUCAGACCAUCUACAUGAAGUACCCACGAGGCGAUUCGAAGAUUGGCAAGAUCCCGGCCCAGGUGCGAGUGAGGAUCUGGUUUGGAAUGGCCACUGACAACAAGGAAUUCAAGCAGUUCACCGAGGGCAAGCUGUCCGUCUUCGCUGAAACUUACGAGAAUCAGACGAAGCUGGCCCUGGUGGGAAACUGGGGCACCACGGGCCUCACUUACCCCAAGUACACGGACGUCACUGGAAAGAUCAAGCUGCCCAAGGAAUCCUUCCGACCUUCGCUGGGCUGGGCUUGGGCUGGGGACUGGGUCAUUAGCCCUGAGAAAACUUUGCUGUACGAUGUUGAUGCUGGUCACAUGAACUUUGUCGAGGAGGUGUUUGAGAACCAGAUGCGGUUACCGGGUGGACAGUGGAUUCAGAUGACUGACACCUACACGGACAUCAAUGGGGAGAAGGUUCUGCCAAAGGACGACAUCGAGUGCCCGGGAGGCUGGAAAUGGGAGGACGUGGAGUGGUCUACUGACCUCAACAGAGCUGUUGAUGAACAAGGCUGGGAGUACGGAUUCACCAUCCCGCCCGACCGUAAGCCCAAGACCUGGUCACCAGCCGAGAAGAUGUACCACACCAACAGGAGGCGCCGAUGGGUGCGGAUGCGGAAGAGGGACUUCAAGCAGAUGGAGGCGUAUCGCAAGACAAAGGUGGAGGACGUGGAGAACGAGGGCUGGGAGUACGCAUCCCUAUUCGGCUGGAGAUUCCACCUGAAGCAGCGGAAGACGGACACGUUCCGAAGGCGGCGUUGGAGGCGUCGGAUGGAGCCACUGGAGAAGGCCGGUCCGUCCGCCGUCUUUGCCCUGGAGGGGGCCCUGGGAGGCAUUCCAGAUGACAAGAGUGAGGAGAAGACCCUUAACCUGGGCGUGAACACCCCGACUGUCUCCUGCAUCUUCGACAGUGGGACGAGAUAUCAUCUGCGAUGUUACAUGUACCAGGCCAGGGAUCUGAUGGCUAUGGACAAGGACAGUUUCUCCGACCCAUACGCCAUCGUCUCGUUCCUGCAUCAGAGCCAGACCACGGUGACCAUCAAAAGCACCUUGAACCCCACCUGGGACCAGACGCUGAUCUUCCACGAGAUAGAGAUCUUCGGUGAGCCCGGGUUCUUCGGCACUAAACCACCGGAUAUUGUGGUUGAACUGUACGACCAUGAUACCUACGGUGCCGAUGAAUUUAUGGGCCGGAGUAUCUGCACACCCUCACUGGAGCGCUCCCCACGACUGGCCUGGUACCCAGUGCUCAGAGGGAACAGGAACGCUGGGGAACUUCUGGCUGCUUUUGAGCUUAUUCCACGGGAGAAGCGGUCGGUCCAUCAUAUUCCUGGCUUGGAGGACCAGUUCAGCACCCUGAAAGAGAUCUGUGUUCCUGACUUCUUCAGCGAGGGUCUGCUGAGAUGGGAGGAUGACACGGAUCUGCCGUACCCGCCUCCACAGCGGGAAUCCGACAUCUACAUGGUGCCUCAGGGCAUCAAGCCUGUCCUGCAGCGAACUGGCAUUGAGGUUCUUGCCUGGGGCUUGCGGAAUCUGAAGAGCUACCAGCUGUCCAGUGUGUCCUCGCCCAGCCUCAUCGUGGAGUGCGGGGGAGAGAUGGUUCAAUCCUGCGUCAUUAAGAACGCCAAGAAGAACCCUAAUUUCAGCACGUCCGUCCUCUUCUUCGAAGUGCGUUUACCGAAGGAGGAGCUGUAUGCUCCACCCAUCAGCAUCAAGGUGAUUGAUAACAGGCAGUUUGGAAGACGGCCGGUCGUGGGCCAGUGCACUAUCAGGUCUCUGGAAGAGUUCUACUGUGACCCAUACACAGAGAAGAAAGAUAUGACACCUCUGCUGGCUGGAACUCGAAGCCCAUCUUUGCGGGAUGACGUGCUGAUUGACAUUGAUGAUAGACAGCCUCUGAUUCCCAGCCAGUUUCCAGGAGGCAUGACCAGCUCAAGCCUGAGUAAAUCCCUUUCCAUGUCCAGUCUCCAUGAAGAUGAGUUUGUUGACUGGUGGAGCAAGUUCUACGCUUCAACAGGAGAGAGACAGAAGUGUGGCACGUACCUGGACAAAGGCUUUGAUACCCUCGAGGUUUACGACACAGAGCUGGAGAAAGUCAAGGACUUUGAAGGGUUAACGGACUUCUGUCGCACCUUCCCGCUGUAUCGUGGGAAGACUGAGGGUGAAGAUGAAGACCCAUCAGUGGUUGGAGAGUUCAAGGGAAGUUUCAAGAUCUACGCUCUACCAGAUGAUCCUUCGCUUCCGUCUCCACCCCGCCAGUUCCACCAGCUACCAGUCAGCGGGCUCCAAGAGUGCCUGGUCAGGGUCUACGUGGUCCGAGCACUGGGGCUGCAACCCAAGGAUUCCAACGGCAAGUGUGAUCCGUAUGUGAAAGUUUCUUUGGGAAAGAAGUCCAUUAACGACCAGGAUAAUUACAUCCCAUGCACUCUCAACCCGGAAUUUGGCAGGGUGUAUGAGCUAACAGGGAUCCUGCCCAUUGAGAAGGAUCUGAAGGUCACCUUGUACGACUAUGACCUCCUGUCAAAGGAUGAGAAGAUUGGGGAGACUGUCAUCGACUUGGAGAAUCGCCUCCUGUCGCAAUAUGGUGCCUGCUGUGGCCUGCCCCAGACUUACUCCAUAUCUGGACCCAACCGAUGGCGAGACCAGCUCACACCGACACAGUGCCUGCACAUCUACGCACAGAGACAUGGUGACAGACUCCCUGUGUACAGGGAUGACAAGAUCUUGUUCAGAGGGCAGGAGUUUCAUCUCUCGGAGUUCGAGGACGGAGUGACCUUAAACGUCCACCUCGGACCGCCCACUGAGAGGCUGGCGCUAAAUGUGCUGCGUAAGCAAGGACUGGUUCCAGAGCACGUGGAAACCAGGUCACUUUACAGCCCGCUGCAGCCCAAUAUCGAGCAGGGUAAGGUCCAGCUGUGGGUCGACAUCUUCCCAAAAUCACUCGGAACCCCAGGACCCCCGUUCAACAUAAAUCCUCGCAAAGCCAAGAGAUUCUAUCUACGCUGCAUUAUAUGGAACACCUAUGACGUGAUCUUGGAUGACCUCAGCAUCACGGGGGAGAAGAUGAGUGAUAUCUACGUGAAAGGGUGGCUUCUGGGCUAUGAGGGUAACAAACAGAAGACAGAUGUUCACUACCGGUCGAUGGGAGGAGAAGGGAACUUCAACUGGAGAUUUGUCUUCCCGUUCGAUUACCUGCCCACUGAGCAAGUCUGUUCCAUUGCCAAAAAGGAACAUUUCUGGAGUCUCGAUAAGACCGAACUCAAAAUCUCUCCACAGCUUAUGAUUCAGAUUUGGGACAAUGAUAAAUUCUCUUUUGAUGAUUAUCUGGGAUCGAUUGAGAUGGAUUUGAACCGGAUGCCCAAACCGGCCAAGACCGCGGAGAAGUGCAGCCUGAUGACGCUGGAGAGCGGCGCACAAGUCUCACUUUUCGAGCAGAAGUCCGUCAAGGGCUGGUGGCCCUGUGUGGCCGAGGCAGAUGGCAAGAAGAUCAUCGCCGGUAAAGUGGAAAUGACACUGGAGAUCGUGACUGAGAAAGAACGUGAGGAACGGCCUGCCGCUCAGGGUCGUGACGAGCCCAACAUGAACCCCAAACUAGAGGAACCAAAGCGGCCAGACACGUCUUUCCUCUGGUUCACUUCGCCCUUCAAGACGGUGAGGUACAUAGUGUGGAGGAGGUUCCGCUGCCUCAUCAUCGGGCUGCUCAUUCUCUUUGUGUUUGUGCUCUUCAUCAUCAUCUUCCUGUACUCCUUCCCGGAAUAUGCUGCUAUGAAGCUGGUGAAGCCGUUUCAGUGAGGCCCUCACGGUGAGGAACCGCUCCAGGUGAGGAUGCUCGUAUCCCCACCAGAAACCUGGCCCACAGGACACAGAAUUGCCUUUGAAUAUUACGCUGCGGCAUUACACGUAGAGCUUGCGGCUGGAUUCCAUAAGUGCCAAGCCCCUUGGUGCCCGCUGCCUUUGCCCACUGCCUGCCCAGCGCCACACCAGAGAUUCGCUCCUGAGAUCCGUGGCUGCUCAGACUUCCUCUGCACCCAAAUCUGCUCUCCCAAACACCCCCCCCCACCCACCUCUCUCACCCUGCUGAGGUUUCGCUGCUCAGCAAGAGAAGAACAGGAUGCAGUAGCUGGAACUGAGCUAGGGCAGGAUGAGACAAGCAAGGUGGCCCCCCCAUCCAACCUUCAUCUUUGAGGACCCUGCGAUUCAGGGUGGUGCCACAGCACCUCUCCACUACCCGAGAAUAACCUAACCUCAGCUGGGCUAAAAUACUGCCCCUCCCCUGCUUCACUGAGCAGGGUGCCAGAGGUGAGCUAGUGUCCUUCAGGAGACGGGAGUGUCUGAAAUGUGGGAACGCAGGAGUCGAGCAACAUCAGAAUCAGGUUUAAUAUCACUGGCAUAUGUUGUGACAUUUGUUGUUUUGCGACAGCAGUAUAUUGCCUUACAUAAUAAUAAAAAUAACAAUAAGAAAUAUAUUUUGAAAAAUAAAUUAAAUAAGUAGUGCAAAAAGAGGCUGAGGGGAGAUCUGACAGAUUUAUAAGAUUGAGAAACAUAGAUAGAGUAGACAGAAAGGAUCUGUUUCAUAGGGUUGUAAUGUCUUAAUACCAGAGGACAUGUAUUGAAGGUGAGGGGGGUAAUUUCAAAGAAGAUGUGGGGGGCAAUUUUUAUUACACAGAGAGUGGUAGUUGCCUGGAAUGCGCUGUCCUAGCUGCAGGUAGAGCCAGGUACAUCGAAGAUGAUUAAACAGGCACAGGAAUGAAAGGAAAAUGGAAGGAUAUGGACAAUGUGUAGGCAGAAGAGAUUACUUUGGUUGGCCAUUUGAUUACUAAUGUAUUUGGUCUGGCACAACAUUGUGGGCCAAAGGGCCUGUCCUUUGCUGCACUAUUCUAUGUUCUAAUAAGCCUCGUUGCCUUAAAUCCUCCUCUUGCCCCUCACCCGUGAGUAUCCCCAACACAAGCAAUGGUGGCUUGGAUAUUGUCGGAUGCCCUGUGUGACAUCCCUCACAACACAUGUCCCCACCAGCCGAGCUCAGGGAAACUGCCUAGUGGAACCCCACUGGAUUCAAUUUCCCAAAAGGACUUUUGUCCGGUGGACCCAGUCCUGCUUUCUGAUUGGCUGGCUGUUGCCUCCACUUUCACACUGGCCCUUAUAUAUUUGCAUCUCAGUCUGUGGAAGGGUUAAUGUGUUGUCAAUGGCAUUGUCCCUCACUGUCAGUGAAUUGAAUUCCACUCCUUGGGGACACUCUGUGGAAAGCACUGAUCAGACCUCUCCUCUUCCCUGGACAAGGUGACUAAAGCUCAGGUAACUCCCAAGAAUGCUCAAACCACUAAUUUUUUUCUACUUUCAGGUAGGUCUGGAGGUUCUGCCUACAGUGAGAUUAGUGGGCUCUGUCACUCUGGGUGUACGGCUCUCCCUCUGUGUGGAGGCCUUGGAAACCACCCUCUGUGCUGGGGCCUGGGAGAUCUCCCUGCACGCUGGGGCCUGGGAAGCCUUCCUCCAUGCUGUGGCUUGGGAGAUCUCCCUGCAUGCUGGGGCCUGGGAAGCCUUCCUCCAUGGUGGGGCCUGCAAGAUCUCCCUCGCUGCUGGGGAAAGGAAGAUACUUCUCUGUGCAGGGCUUUGGAGACCCUCCCUCUACACUGGUGCACUCCCUCUGCAUUGGCAUCUUGGAGACCCUCCCUUGGUGCUGGGGCCUGGGAGAACCUCUCUCUGUAUUAGGAGAACUCCUUCAGGCUGCAGUCUUGGAGAACACUCUAUGCUAGGGCCUUGGAGAGCUCCCUCGACUGUGGCCUGAGGGACCCUUAUUCCUUCUGGGGCCUGAGAUAAACCCACUCCACUCCAGGGCCUAAGGCACCCUCCCUCCACUCAGCAGCCUGGGGGACCCUCUGCAGAGGGGCCUAGGAGAACCAUCCCUCUCUGUGCUAGGGCCUGGAGGAAUUACCCUUCACACUGGAGCCUAAAGGACCCUCCCUUAGCUCUGGGGUCGGGGGAACAUCCCCCCCCCCAACCCUGGGGCCAGGAAGAGCCUUUUUCCACAUUGGGCUUCUUUAUUUCCCUCUGCGCUCUUUCCAAGGCAAAUCCAUCCAAGUAAAAGCAGAGAAUGCUGGAAACACUUAGCACAUCAGUCAGCUUCCACAGAAAGAGAAACUGUUCAGAGACGCUUCUUUAGAGUUUUGAAGUCAUCCAGCACAGAAACUGGCCUGUUGACCACACUGGUCCCUGACAAUCAUGAUUCCCAUCUAAUCUAAUCACAUUGGGUCCUUAUCCUUCUAAAACAGCGGUUCCCAACCUGGGGUCUAUGGGCCCCUUGGUAAUCAUAGGGAUCCAUGGCAUAAAGAAGGUUGGAAGCCCCUGGUCUAAACUUUUCUUAUCCAUGUACUGCCCAAGAGACUUAUAAAUCCUAUUUAUGUAUCUAUUUAUUUAGUGUUACAGGCCCGUGUGGCCCAACAAGCCACACCACCUACUAAACCCCAGUCUAAUCACAGGACAAUUUACAAUGACUAAUUAGCCAACUGACCAGUACAUCUUUGGACUGUGGGAGGAAAUCAGAGCACCUGGAAGAAAGCCGCACAUUCCUGAGGAGGACAUACAAACUCCUUACAGGCAGCGGCAGUACUGAACUCUGAACUCCAACCGUAAUAGCAUCAUGUUAACUAAUACGUUACCGUGGCACCCCAGAUUAUGGUCAUGUGCCCAUCUCAUCCACUCCCUCUGGUGGCUGUCCAUUUACUGACCACUCUCUCGAUAUCCGUAUAAAAAAUAUUGCCCCUCAAGUUCCUAUUGAAUCUCCCGUCUCACCUUUAACUUAUACCCUCAUAUUCCUGAUUCCCUUACCCUGGGAAAAAGACUGAGUGCAUUCUCCCUAUCUAUAGAAUUCUCCUUCUUUCUCAAUGUUAUAGUAAUAUUUAAAGGAGAUGUGGACGAAUUCAUGGAUCUGAAGGGUUUAGAGCAGUAAGGGUGAAACGUAGACAAAUUGGGUUGGCUUAGAUAGCCAGCCACUCUUGGUCAGCAUGGAUUAGAUAGGCCAAAGGGCCCCUUUCUCUGUUGUGUGGCUAUCAAUCUACAAGAGUAUAGAUGGUCAGAUAGGAGAGGCUAAAGAAUCUUAAGCAACAUACUCAAAGUGCUGGAGGAACUCAGCAGGUCAGGCAGCAACCAUGGAUAUGAACAAACUGUUGAUGUUUUGGGCUGAGACCCUUCUUUAGGACUAGGUCGAUGUUUCAGGCAGAAGAAGCCCACCUUCAUGACUGGGUUGACGUUUCAUGCCAAGACCCUACUUCUAGACUGAUUAAUAUCGUCAUUUCCCCGUAGUCCAUCAAAUCCUCCCUUGUUUCUGGCUUCUCAAACAUUUCUGAGUUCAUCUGUCCAACCAUCUUCCUCUGUGUUGGCCUUAUCUCCAGAAGACCCUCCCUAAAUCUCCGGCCCUUCUCCCAUCACCUACAGAAUACCACAAAGCUUGCAUGCUCCAUGUGCCCCAACAUCUGAUCAUGGCGCUGUGCCAGAUGUUGUGUUUGCAAGCACUCCCCAGGAGCACAUUAAGACAUCUCACUAUGUUAAACCUGCUUUCUAAUGCAUUUUGUUGAGUACUUUUGAAUCCCAUGGUUUUCACUUUGAGUUUAUUAUGGCUUUCAAAGUCAAUUAUAUCAGCAGUAAAUGAAACACCAGCCCUCCUCAAACUUUGCUUGAACACUAUUUAGAUUUUCAAGGGAGGGGUGUCUACACUGGGUGGUAAGAUCAGCAAGGGAUGCUGGUCGAUAUGAAGGAAUUACUGUUCUUGUUGUCUUGGCUUUGCCAGAAUAUGAUUCUUGGUAUGUUUGAAUUAAAAUAAAAUAAAUAUAUAUUUUAAACACA